AUGACACGCUUUCGCCCCUGUAUAGACCUGCACGCCGGCCAGGUGAAGCAGAUCGUCGGCGGCACCCUCGACAGCACAACAGCCGAGCUCAAGACCAACUUUGUCUCGACGCACCCGCCGGCGCACUUUGCGCGGCUGUACAAAGACAAUGAGCUCACGGGCGCCCAUGUCAUCAUGCUGGGGCCGGGCAACACCGAGGCCGCGCGGGAGUCGCUAAAGGCGUGGCCCGGUGGGUUGCAGGUCGGAGGAGGCAUCAACGACACGAACGCAAAGGAGUGGGUUGACGCCGGCGCGGAGAAGGUCAUCAUCACGUCCUACCUCUUUCCCGAGGGACGGUUCAGUCAGGAGAGGCUGGAUGCGGUGCUGCAGGCGUUGGGAGGCGAUAGGGACAAGCUUGUCAUUGACCUAAGCUGCCGCCGGCGCGGAGAUGACAGGUGGUUUGUGGCCAUGAACAAGUGGCAGACGAUCACAGACAUGGAGGUCAAUCAAGAAUCCAUCAAGCAGCUGGAGCCCUAUUGUUCAGAGUUCCUCAUCCACGCAGCAGACAACGAGGGUCUGCAAAAGGGCAUCGACGAGAAGCUGGUGGAGAGACUGGCCGAGUGGUGCAGUCUGCCCGUGACGUACGCCGGCGGCGGCAGGAACCUGGAGGAUCUCGAGAUGGUGAAGAAGCUGAGCAAGGGCAAGGUGGACCUGACGAUUGGUAGCGCACUGGACUGUUUCGGUGGCAACGGGGUCAAGUUGGAGGAGUGUCUGGAGGCGAGCGGCGAUGUUGUUUCAGCCAGUGCGACGAAGCAACGGUGGGCAGAUGCGCUAGAAGAAGCGAGUACAAAGAAACAAAACACGCAUAAUGGACUCAUGGAGCUGGUAGAUGCCCUGCGUGCCCUGCACGAUGGUGUGCGUCGGAUCGGAAAGUCUGUUGUUGUUUGGCCCCUCUUUCGUCUGUCGCUCCUCCUCAUCGUGGCUCCUCUCUUGGGGCUGAAGAGGAGGGAGGGGCUAGGAUAUUGCGCAGUGUUUGGGGGCCAGCAGGUGCUCCUGGCUCUUGCAGGACCACCAGGAAGUCAAUUGCGCUGCACGAUGGGACGGCAUUCUCGCAAAAAAUGGCUUUGCGCCGGCGGGGGCGGGGACAAGACGACUCGAGGAAUUAGAUACGAAUCAAUACAGACGAAUCAGCAAUCGAGAAAGAAGAGCACACAUCAAAACAACAAUAACAAUGGGGAGAAAAAAACCAUGGCCAGAUGCAUGGACAAGCAAUGGCAGCCAAAAAAGCCGAGUACAGGCCGCAAGCUCGAUAACAACAACAGCUUUCUUUCUCUUCUCUUCCAGAAGCACGACAUGCGGGAACCAAGCGUGGGCUUCCCAGGUCUAGGUCAAGGGCAAGGUCUCGACUUCUCUGACGUUUGGUACGGAGUAUUGGAACCCAUGUCCUCAGCUGCUGUUGGCCCGGAGAAUUAUCAUGGUUCAACAACAACAUUGACGAGGGGGAAACCGGACAAGCAUGAGAUGGAGAGUAAGCCUGAUGGUUUCGGGCAAUAA
Molecule: messenger RNA, 1533 nt
Organism: Colletotrichum lupini
Lineage: Eukaryota; Fungi; Ascomycota; Sordariomycetes; Glomerellales; Glomerellaceae
Exons: 8
Coding region: 1-1533 (510 amino acids)
Biological process (GO): L-histidine biosynthetic process; L-tryptophan biosynthetic process
Cellular component (GO): cytoplasm
Molecular function (GO): 1-(5-phosphoribosyl)-5-[(5-phosphoribosylamino)methylideneamino]imidazole-4-carboxamide isomerase activity
Source: RefSeq, a predicted model, not a curated record